AUUUUGAUUCGCUGCAGCCAUGCACGGGGACCGCCCUCGUUAUGUGAUUGACAGGCCGGCCUUUAACCUCCCAGACUUUGACCGAGAGUUUGACAAGAAGGGCCGACAGUUCCCCAUCGGAGAGAAGGUGAAGAAGCUGUUCAGAUGCUCGGUGCUCAGGCUGCAGGCUCUGCUGCUCAGACUCCUGCCUGUGCUCAGCUGGCUCCCCAGAUACAAAGUGCGGGAGAGCCUGCUCUGUGAUGUGGUCAGCGGGGUCAGCGCCGGCACCAUCCAGGUCCCGCAGGGCAUGGCGUUCGCCCUCCUGGCUAACCUCCCUCCCGUCAACGGCCUCUACUCCUCUUUCUUCCCCCUCAUCCCGUACUUUUUCAUGGGCACGGCUCACCAGAUGGUCCCCGGUACGUUUGCGGUGCUCAGCAUCAUGGUGGGCAUGGUGUGUCUGCAUCUAGCUCCAGAGUCAGACUUCAGUCACUUCAAUGAGACUCUGAACGCGACAGUGGUGGACACGGAGCAGAUGAAUGAAGUCCGUCUGGGGAUAUCUGGAACCCUGGCCUGCCUGACUGCCAUCAUACAGAUCGGCCUGGGCUUCGUGCAGUUUGGGUUUGUCGCCAUCUAUCUGUCCGAGUCCUUCAUCCGAGGCUUCAUGACGGCUGCAGGCCUGCAGAUCCUCAUCUCAGUGCUCAAGUACAUCUUCGGCAUCAAAGUGCCGCCGUACAGCGGCCCGCUGGCCGUCGUUUAUACUCUGGUGGAUAUUUUCCGGGGUCUUCCUGACACCAACGUGGCCUCGCUGGUGUUUGCGUUGGUCAGCAGCGUCGUGCUGAUGGCGGUGAAGGAGCUGAGCGCUCGCUACCGCCACAAGCUGCCCUUCCCCAUCCCCAUGGAGAUCAUUAUUGUGGUGGUGGCCACGGCCAUCUCGGGCCCUCUGCAUCUUCCUGAGAAAUACCACAUGGACAUAGUGGGAGAAAUUCCUCUGGGGUUCCCGGCGCCCAUCCUGCCCACAGUGGGUCAGUGGGAGGAGAUGCUGGGCACGGCGUUCUCCCUCGCUGUGGUCGGGUACGUCAUCAACCUCGCCAUGGGACGCACUCUGGCUGCAAAGCACGGAUACGACGUGGACCCCAACCAGGAGAUGCUGGCUCUGGGCUGCAGUAACUUCCUGGGCUCCUUCUUUAAGAUCCAUGUGAUCUGCUGCGCUCUGUCUGUGACGCUGGCUGUGGACGGUGCAGGGGGGACAUCGCAGUUUGCCAGUCUGUGUGUGAUGCUGGUGGUAAUGGUGACCAUGCUCGCCCUGGGAGCCUUCCUGAAGCCUCUUCCAAAGUCGGUGCUCGGGGCUUUGAUUGCAGUGAACCUGAAGAACACGCUGCUGCAGCUCUCUGAUCCGUACUACCUGUGGAAGAAGAGCAAACUGGACUGUGUGAGUGAGCGCCUCAGAGGUAACCUUGCAGCACAAUCAGCUUUCCCAAGUUUUCUGCUAAGUUUACUAUUCUUUGUCCUGCAGUGUGUGUGGGUCGUGUCGUUCCUGGCCACCUUCUUCCUCAGCCUGCCGUACGGAGUGGCUGUCGGGGUGGGCUUCUCCAUCCUGGUGGUCAUUUUCAAGACACAGUUUCGUAAUGGUUCUGCAGUGGCCCAGAUUAUGGAUACAGACAUCUACAAAAACCCUAAGGUGUACAGCAAGGUCAUUUCAGUAACAGGCGUGAAAAUAUUGAAUUAUUGCUCCCCGCUCUACUUUGCAAACGCUGAAAUGUUCCGUCAGAGAGUCGUCAAAAAGACAGGACUGGAUCCUGGAAAACUGAUCCUGGCCAGGAGGAAGUUCCUGGAGAAAGAGGAGAAAGGGAAAGUGAAUGAGGAGAGGAAGGAGGCGAGGAAGAGGAAGCCCAGCUCCCUGGUUACCAUGAAGUCUCAGACCAUCUCUCAGAUGGAGCUGCAGAAUGACUUUGAUGCGAGCGAGCCCCCCACUAGCUACGUGAACUUCCACUCUGGAGUCGGUAGCGUCGGGGAGCCAGAGCCACCCCGCCCCACCCUGGAGCUGCAGCCCACCCCCUUCCACACCCUGAUCCUGGACCUGGCAGGAGUGUGCUUCAUGGACCUGACGGGCAUCAAAACCCUCAUAAAGAUGAACUCCAGCUACUCGACGCUGGGCAUUAAGCUGUACCUGGCUAACGUCCAAGCUCAGGUGUACGAGGAGCUGGAGAACGCAGGGGCGUUCGAUGACGGGAAUAUCUCCCACAGUAAUCUCUUCCUCUCCGUCCACGACGCCGUUGUGUUUGCUCAGCAGAGCGCGGCAGAGAGGAGGGUCUCCCCGGAGGCAGAGAAAACCAAACAGGAACUCUCCUCCAACUUUAAUGAGGAGAAGGAUCUGGAGCAGGAGAUGUUUGAGCACUGAAGAGGAGCGGAAGACACUCGCCAACAGAUGUCUUUAAUGUCACUGUGAUGAAGACAAAGUGUAUUGUUGCCGAAAUACUCUGUAUAGAAUAUCAAUCCUCUAAUUAAAACAGUAAACUGUGGCGUCAGUGAGCCUAAUUGGAUUUCUUGUUAUUAAUCAGACCUACUAAUUGAACCAUCAGACGUUAUAUGCAAGUUUACCGCCAGGCUCGAAUCCACCUGGAUCAGCAAGGUCUUACCUCUACUGACUCCUGAACCCGGUUCAAUUUCCCUGCUGUAGGCAGACGAGAACUGAAUCCGUUCAACUGAUCCGUCGGAUUCUGGUUUCUGUUGUGAGAAGUGGCACAAUAAGUGUGUGUGUGUGUGUGUGUGGCAGUCGUGCAAUGUUACCUCAGAGCAGGAAAGGAUGGUGUGUUUUUCUUUGAGAAAUGGUUCACAGUAACAGAAGAGGACAUGUUAAU
Messenger RNA from Eleginops maclovinus (Patagonian blennie), 2837 nucleotides. RefSeq names its product solute carrier family 26 member 9-like. NCBI's taxonomy places the organism in Eukaryota, Metazoa, Chordata, Actinopteri, Perciformes, Eleginopidae. Bases 20 to 2377 code for a protein of 785 amino acids. Gene Ontology annotation, cellular component: plasma membrane. The record is from RefSeq and is a predicted model, not a curated record. Gene Ontology annotation, molecular function: oxalate transmembrane transporter activity; sulfate transmembrane transporter activity; bicarbonate transmembrane transporter activity. The transcript is spliced from 19 exons. Gene Ontology annotation, biological process: transmembrane transport.